AUGCGGCUCUUGGUAGUCAACGACGACGGACCCCCGUCCCCCGUCUCGCCCUACUUCGCACCCCUCAUCACCGCCCUGAACGAGGCGGGCCACACAACCGUCGUAGUCAUCCCCGACAGGCCGCUCUCGUGGAUCGGAAAGGCCCACGCAGUCGGCAAGACCCUGACCGCAGAGAGCAGAUGCCCAACAUUCUUCUCUUCAGAUGACAUCAACACCAGCAGUAAACCCUGUACUGUCCCCGGCUGUGACGAUGUCCAGGGACCCGAAGACCGCACCCACCGCUGGCUGAUCGUAAACGGCCCCCCAGCAAGCUGCACCCAACUAGGCCUCUUCCACACACCGGGCCUCUCCCCCACAGACUUCGACCUCGUCAUCUCCGGCCCCAACCACGGCAGCAACACGAGCACAAUCUACGCACUCAGCAGCGGCACCGUCGGCGGCGCCCUCGAAGCAGCGCAGUGCGGUCGCCGCGCCGUGGCCCUCAGCUUCGGGAGCAAAGACCGCCAACCGCAAACGACCAUCCGCGCAGCGUGCGUGCGCGCCGUCGCGCUCAUCCAAGAGCUCGCGAGGGAUUGGCACCCCGAGGUGGAGGUGUACAGCGUCAAUGUGCCCAUGGUCGCCGACGUCGGUGAGGCGCCGGUGAGGGUUACGAGGACGGCGGAGGGGAGAUGGGUCACGGGGGGUUUGUUUGUUCCCGUGCUUGAGUCUGCUGCUGCUGCCGUCGCCGCUGUCGAUCCUGAAAAGUUGGCGAUGUCGGCGUCGUCGUCGUCGCGUAGGUAUCAGUUUCGGUGGGCGCCGCAGCUUGGUGAUAUUAGACGGCAAGCUGAGGAGAGUCCCGAGGGUGAGGACAUGUGGGCUUCGCGUCAUGGCGUCAUUAGCAUUGCUCCGUUGAAGGCGAGCUUUACUGCCGUGAAUGUGCUAGAAUAA
Colletotrichum godetiae is the source of this 927-nucleotide messenger RNA. RefSeq names its product TTL domain-containing protein. The transcript has 2 exons. Bases 1 to 927 code for a protein of 308 amino acids. Gene Ontology annotation, cellular component: P-body. The record is from RefSeq and is a predicted model, not a curated record. Lineage: Eukaryota; Fungi; Ascomycota; Sordariomycetes; Glomerellales; Glomerellaceae. Gene Ontology annotation, molecular function: hydrolase activity.